AGUUUUUAGGUUUUUAUCCUGAUUAUUUAAAAUAAGCAAGUCCUGAGGCAGCGGGUAUAUAAAUUAAAUAACGUACAGUAAUUCAGUUAGUGUUUUCAAAAAGUGAAUUAGUUAAUUCUUCAAGAUCUUUACGAAAUUUGUAUUAUCCAAAAUCAAAAUGCUGUUUACUGCAGUAUUUAUUUUGUUUUCUACGUCUCAACUAAACAAAAAUUAACGAAAGAACGACAAGAAAAACAUUCCGUUACUUUCGCUACGUUCAUCGCUUUGGCUGGAGGGAGCUAGCCAGUUUAUGUCGUGUGUCAGCUUAAGAUAGAAAGGUACAGCUGCUGGUGAAAGGUAACUGGCAAACAAUCGACCAGCAGAAAGAAGAAAGCCAUCUGCCACGCAACGGUUGCAGAUUGUCUACCAAUUUUGACGUAAAACGGUUCAGUCGCCAGCUCGGGUCGUUGGGAAGGUCACAAUCCUCCGGUGGACCACUUCGUUCGGCCAUGGAUAGGAGCCUACGGUAAAGCACACUUCAAUUAGCAUCUGUUGUAGUUGUAGAUUCACAAAAAAAAGAAACAAAAAUAAGACUGCUCGAGGAAAACAAAAUCGUCAUCGCUUGACCUACUGCGUAUUAGCAACCGCUGGCGUUGCUAAGAGAAAAAAAAAUAACGUCGCUAGCACGAGAAAACGCAAUUUGCAAAUUUUUACUUGGAUUCAACCUGAGCGAACGAUGGCGCUACUUCCACCGGAUCCCGUUUACUGCCUAAAAUCACCGGAUCUCAGCUCCUACCAUUCACUGUGCUUCCAUACUUCCGAACGAUUGCAUGCCGGCACCACCAAGGGAACCGUUCAGCUGUGGGAUUUGCAGAGCAACCGCUCACACUAUACGCUCUCGGUGGGCACCAGUCCUAUCAUCAAUGUUGCGCACACCGAAGAUGCCUUGAUUACUCAGGAAAAGGAGGGCUACGUAAAGCUGUGGGAGCUAACCAACUCGGCGUACGUUCUCCGGCAUGAAGUUGCCACCGGCCACGUCGGUUUCUGUCGCUUCGUGUACCACGGUUCAGCGCAACGUAAUCUUUCCAGUGAAACACCGGCUGUGAUAAUCCCGAAGGCGGGAUCAAGCAUUUCCAUUCUCUGCGGACGUACUUUCUCCGAGCGCCAGCAGUUGACCGUACCGGAAGGAGGUGGGCUACGGCUCGGUACGGUUAUGUGUUUUACACCAAUCGAGCUGGGAGGUGGCAGCUACUUAUUGGCCGGAUACGAGUCUGGCACGAUUGUACUGUGGGACCUGAAUACAUCGAAACCGAUCAGCCAUCUGCAGCUCGAAGCCGGAGAAUGCUUGAUGGCGAUGGACUACGAUCCGGUUACGAACCGCGGAGUAUGCGGUGGGUCCUCCAGCAGAAUCACCGUCUUUUCACUGGACCGUCAAUCGAUGGAAAUUCGCCAAAAAUCCGUUAUAGAAAUCAAGAACGCCGGCGUACAUCGCCUAAGAAUCCGAAAAGACUUGAAGGUGUUCGCCAGUGCCGGAUGGGACGGUCGACUAAGGGUAUUCUCCUGGAAAAGCCUGCGUCCGCUAGCCGUCCUCACGGAGCACAAGGGAGAACUGAUGGACAUUAUCUAUUCAGACGAAAAGGUUUCUAUGUGGAAGGCAGUCAUCAUGGCGGCGGCUGGUUCAGACGGACAGAUCUCACUUUGGGAUCUGUAUAAAUAGCAUGAGAGAGAGAAAAACAGAAGAAGACUUCGCAUGGUGAUAAACAAAAACUUGUUACUUGCUGCUUUUUUAUUACGUGUUUCAAUCUAUAUGUUUUCGUUACUCAGCUUCUGUCGAUAGGCUACUUUGAGUAAACUGACGGACUGUCUGCAUUAUGCAUUAAAUUAUUAUGACUAUGUACAGAUAUUGAUUCUUUACAAAAUAGAAAUCUACAAUGUUGACAGCGUGGAACUUCCGCGGUAUUCUGAUUGUUGGCGAAGCGGAUUACUUUUAAAGUACCUACUCGGUUCGCUUGCACAUCUAUAAUAGAUUUUAAUUUGAACAAUUAAUUACUGAAUAACGGCAAACCUACGACUAGACCAGUAAUAAA
Messenger RNA from Sabethes cyaneus, 2066 nucleotides. Its product is annotated as guanine nucleotide-binding protein subunit beta-like protein 1. The record is from RefSeq and is a predicted model, not a curated record. The transcript has 2 exons. Gene Ontology annotation, molecular function: protein binding. NCBI's taxonomy places the organism in Eukaryota, Metazoa, Arthropoda, Insecta, Diptera, Culicidae. Bases 716 to 1696 code for a protein of 326 amino acids.